CCCAAAACUCAAAAGGGUAUUCAAGAUGGAAGACCUCCUCGAAAUCGAACUUUGGCCUGAAUUCGCAUCCUCGCAUCGCAAACCUCUCGAAAAGCGGCAGCCAGACAGAGAUGACUUCUUCGCUUGCUGCUUCUGUGUGCGGAUUCGCCCCGGCUGGGAUUUUGAGACCGCAAAGAUGAAAGGCAGAUACGGGAAACGUGGUGAAGCCAACAAGGAUGCGAGAAUGGGGCGCUACUGUAUACCUUGCGGAAUCAAAUGGGGAAAAUAUUCGCGGAGGGCACAAUUUCAUGUCGGGGGGUGGAAGGGGUGCUUCGCGUUUUUCUGCACUGCCUGUGGUGGGUUCCAGCGCGAGAAGUAUAGAUUCGAAACUUAUGGGGUUACGGAAAAAAGAUGUGAAUACUGCCGCCAGGAAUCUGACUACAAGAUAUACCUAGGAGCUCCCCUUCCCAUGUCUCAGCCGACUUCGUAG
Messenger RNA from Pseudogymnoascus verrucosus, 469 nucleotides. RefSeq lists its product as uncharacterized. The record is from RefSeq and is a predicted model, not a curated record. Lineage: Eukaryota; Fungi; Ascomycota; Leotiomycetes; Thelebolales; Thelebolaceae. The coding region runs from base 26 to 469 and encodes 147 amino acids. The transcript is spliced from 2 exons.